AUGGAGUUUAACGCUGCUGGAGAUUGCCUCUCCGCGCACCCCAUCGAUCGCUGUCCUCUCGAGAUCUUCACCGCCAUCAUCCAACACAUCGUCGGCCCUGCUUCUCAAACCGACGAUAGUAGCGAUUACUCGACCGAGUGGCUUCCUCUGCUUCUCGUAUGUCGGUGGUGGCGGGAUGCUAUCGUCAGCACGAAGUCAUUCUGGAGCACAAUCCACGUCCACGGAGAAAACGGCGACAAUUGGCUGAAGCUGUGCCUCGAACGUGCUCAAGGUGCUGCCAUCGAUAUCAAUAUCGACGUAGAAAAUAUCCCUCACUUGGAACUCACCUCGGUGCUCCACCACGCCCCCAAUAUACAGUCGUUGACAUUCCACUCUCUGCUGAAAAAACACCUACCGGAACUGAACACGUUUCUUGCCUCCGGCGCAUUUCCUCGCUUGACGAAAAUUUCCGCACGGAAAGGUUGGGAUCCGGCACCGGGAAUGGCCCCGAUAGUCGUGCCGCUUGUUCUGAAUGAGACAAACAUCCCGCGCCUGAAGACACUGCACUUGUACGAUCUGGCAUACGUCGCGAAGCCCUCGCUCUUCGAACGCCUGGAGCAACUUUCUCUUCGACCUUCCUUUUCAGAGGACGACUCCAUGGAAUUCAUGGAAGCUCUGCCCGCCAUGAAGCGACUCAAGUCCCUUCGUCUCGAAUACCUAGACGCUGAAGAAGUCUUCGCCCGGGUUUCCCCGAAUCCUUUCACUCUGUCGUCGCUCACCCAUCUCGAGAUCCCGAGCAACACCUUCGAUCUCACCAUAUUCUUAUCCUACUUGCAUAUUCCCAGCGCGACCCACGUAAAGUUCGAUUACCACACCGAAGGCAGGGUCGACAUCCAGGGCCACGAGGAGCACACUGGCCGACGCGCAGGCAUCGCAGACGUCCUUCCCCACCCCCGCACCAACGUGCUCCCGUUCCUGCCGCUGCUUUCAGACAUUGCCUUCACCAUCGAUCGCGGGUACUGCCGGUUUACAGCGAGCAGCCCAGGCCAGCAACAUUCGGUAGACAUUCAGUACGACACCGAGACCACCGGCAUCUUCCACGAGAUGUUGUGCAUCGAGCCGGAGUUCCAGCUCCGCGACCUCAUGGACGUCUCGCGCGACUGCCCCACCGCGACGCGCCUCGACAUCUCCGCCGAGCGCCUCGACAUCACCACCGCCGUCUGGCGCACGCUUCUCGGCCAGUUCCCACUCCUCACGGAGCUUUGCUUCGAGGGGCACGGCUCGCUCGCGUCGCUGUGGGCCGCUCUCGAUCCGAAUUUCAACGGCGCUCCCGACGAUCGCACGGCGGCUCUGUGUCCCGCCCUGCGCACCAUCGCCCUCCGCGACUGCAGCGUCCUGUGUAGCCCGUGGGAGGCGGAAGCCCAUCGCGGGUACACGGCCGUGCCACGACCUCGGUUGGAUCUCUCCAUCGACGCGCUCAGGGCCAUGCUGUGCGCGCGAGCGGAGCGCAGUGUCCCUAUCGUCGGGUUUUCGUACGUCGCGGCGCCGCGGAUGGAGGAGCUGGAGGAGUUCCGGACGGUGUGGCGGGGAGAGCACGCAGCCGCGCUUGCGGAUCACGUCGCGGACGUGUCGAUCAAGACGAUGUACAAGGAGGUGGACGGGGAAGACGCGAAGGCUUCAUGGAGGUCGACUUACGGUUCUGUACGACUGGUCCACACUUGA
Epithele typhae is the source of this 1701-nucleotide messenger RNA. RefSeq lists its product as uncharacterized. Bases 1 to 1701 code for a protein of 566 amino acids. NCBI's taxonomy places the organism in Eukaryota, Fungi, Basidiomycota, Agaricomycetes, Polyporales, Epitheliaceae. The record is from RefSeq and is a predicted model, not a curated record. The transcript has a single exon.